AUGCCACCGCCGAUCUCCGACGACAUCCACGACUUCACGCUGUUUGAAGACAGACCCUCCUUUGAGUUCGCUGAAUUGCUCUUCGAGAAGAUGCGUUCAUCCUCGGGGGAUAUCGACCAACUCCUCCGGAUCCUCUCAGCGAAGCGCGUCAUGAAGACAGAUGGUCAAGAGUCAUCAAAUGGGUUCUUCCCCAGCACCGACACCAUGUAUCAAACUAUCGACAAUAUCAACUUUGACGCACACUGGAUGCACGAGGAGUAUGAGUUUCACUACCGUGUGAUCGACCAGGUCUUGGUGAAUACAGCUGGAAAUGCGGAUUUCGAGGGUUAUAUUCCCUUCGAGGAGUUUCCGUCAGAGAACAACCGUCGCUUUUCGAACCUCAUGUCCGCUCAAUUCACAUGGAAGCAGGCUGACAAAAUUGCAGAAGAUCCUGCAACGCAUGGGGCUAUGCUUGUUCCCCUUAUACUUGGGGCAGACAAGACGACAGUUUCAGUCGCGACAGGACACCAGGAGUUUCAUCCGGUCUAUGCUUCAGCAGGAAACCUCAGUAACAGCAUGCGCCGAGCGCAUGGAGAAGGCGUGAUACCUAUCGCAUUCCUUCCUAUUCCAAAAACUGUGCGGCAACACUCCGACAGUGCUGCAUUCCGCACGUUUAAGAAGCAGCUCUAUCAUGACGCCCUCGCCUAUGUCCUCGCGCCCUUACGUCCAUGGAUGACGACAUCGCGUGUGAUGUGCUGUCCGGACGGGCAUUACCGUCGUGCUAUCUUUGAGCUUGGUCCCUUUAUUGCUGACUAUCCGGAACAGGUGUACGUUUCGGGCGUGGUCUCCAAGUGGUGUCCAAAAUGCCGCGCACGACCCACAGACUUAGAAAAUGAGGGUCCUCCUCGCUUCAGAGAGCACACGGAGUGCCUUAUGGAGACAUUUGACACACUCACUUUGUGGGAUGUCUUCGGUCUCGAUAGGAACAUUGUCCCCUUCACUUAUCGCUUUCCCUGUGCCGACAUCCACGAGCUCCUGUCCCCAGAUCUGCUUCACCAGCUGAUCAAGGGGACAUUCAAGGAUCAUCUCGUGGAAUGGGUCACUCAAUACAUUCAUCUGACCGCCGAAAACGAAGCUGAGGCCAAGCGAAUUAUGGACAACAUUGAUCAACGGUGA
Dichomitus squalens LYAD-421 SS1 is the source of this 1155-nucleotide messenger RNA. RefSeq lists its product as uncharacterized. The record is from RefSeq and is a predicted model, not a curated record. The transcript has 6 exons. Lineage: Eukaryota; Fungi; Basidiomycota; Agaricomycetes; Polyporales; Polyporaceae. Bases 1 to 1155 code for a protein of 384 amino acids.